Messenger RNA from Aspergillus udagawae, 1155 nucleotides. RefSeq lists its product as uncharacterized. The transcript has a single exon. Lineage: Eukaryota; Fungi; Ascomycota; Eurotiomycetes; Eurotiales; Aspergillaceae. Gene Ontology annotation, cellular component: cytosol. Gene Ontology annotation, biological process: translational elongation. Gene Ontology annotation, molecular function: GTPase activity; translation elongation factor activity; GTP binding. Bases 1 to 1155 code for a protein of 384 amino acids. The record is from RefSeq and is a predicted model, not a curated record.
AUGUCCUCGCUUUGUAAGCCCCUUGUCAAUGUUGGUACGAUUGGUCAUGCUGAUCAUGGCAAGACCACCCUGACGGCUGCCAUCACCGCCAGAUUCAGCUCGGCCUACGACCAUGUUGACAACGCGUCCAAGGAUAAGGUCCAUGGUUUGACCGCCCACGUCGGGUACGAGACCCAGGCUCGCCACUAUGCGCACGUCGACUGGCCUGGUCACGCUGAUUAUAUCAAGGACAUGUUCGGCGGCACAGUGCAGUUGGACGGCGCGAUUCUGGUCGUAUCGGCUGCGGAUGGCCUGAUGCCGCAGACGCGCGAGCAGAUUCUGGUAGCGCGGCAAGCGCGUGUGCCGUACAUCGUUGUGUUCCUAAACAAGUGCGAUAUGGUGGACGACGAGGAUCAGGUCGAGGUGGUGGAAAUGGAAGUACGUGAGCUACUGAGCAGUUACGGCUUUCCGGGCGACGACACGCCGAUCAUCAAGGGAUCAGCGCAACAGGCGCUGAAAGGGGGCUUGGAUGAGAGCAAGCUGGGCGAGCGCGCGAUCAUACGCCUGGUGGAGGCGUUGGACGCGUACAUCCCAACACCAGUACGUGCGGUGGAUCGCCCGUUCUUGAUGCCGGUGGAAGAGGUGUUCUCGCUCCCGGGUCGCGGCGUAAUGGCCCACGGCCGUGUGGAGCGUGGCGUGAUCCGGGUCGGCGACGAAGUUGAGCUCGUGGGUACCCUCGCGGCGAUUCGGACGACGUGCAGGGGCGUGGAGAUGUUCCGCAAGUCCCUGCCCGAAGGCUCGGCAGGGCACACCGUGGGUAUCGCGCUGCGUGGCAUCAGGCGUGAGAAUGUGGAGCGCGGUCAAGUGCUGGCCAUGCCGGGCCAGGUCAGAAUGUAUACGAAUUUCACAGCGGUAGUGUACGUGCUGGGCAAGGAAGAGGGCGGUCGCCAUACGCCGUUCUUCAACGACUACCAUGCGCAGUUCUUCAUCCGCACGACCGAGGUGACGGGCUCGAUCACGUUGCCGAAGGACAGGGAAAUGGUGAUGCCGGGCGAUAGCCUGUCAAUCACGGUCAAGCUGAUCGCACCUAUCGCGAUGGAAGAAGGCCUGCGCUUCGCCAUCCGUGAGGGUGGGAGCCCAGUCGCUGGCGGCAUCAUUACCUCAACCCUCGAGUAA